UAUGUGAAGGAUUUAUUCCUUCUGCAAAUAGAAAUAAACCUUCAGCCAUUUGACGGCUACUUUAAAAGACAUGCUUGUACAGCUUAUCGACAUUUUGCAGGAAAUGUAGUAAUUUUUAGCUGCUAUAAUGCAAAUCGUGCGCCUGUCAAUUCCUUUACGGCAACCUUUCAAGCCAUUCCAUGGAUGGAUUGCCACCAUUACAACGGCUAUACUCCCAUUCAGUUCCAAUGAUAUGCCAUAUAUAACUGCACAAAAUUCAAUUCGUAGAAAUUUUGAAACCUAUAUUUCUUGCCUGCAAUUAUGUGCCAACAUCAAACAAUUGAACCAAACUCAUGCCCAGCUCAUUAUAAAUGGAUACAAAGACAAUACAUUUUCAAACGCCAAACUGUUGAACAUGUACAUGCUACACGGCAGUCUAGAAAUUGUUCGCCUGGUUUUUGACAAAAUAGAGAACCCAGAUACAUCCAUAUGGAAUAUAAUGCUCAGGGCAUAUGCCAACAAUGGUUAUUACAAGGAAGUUCUUAAUCAUUAUUACUUGAUGAGAGACAGAGGUUUGCAGCCGAACAAAUUCACAUUCCCCUGUGUUCUCAAAGCAUGCGCCGCUUUGUCAGCUCUGCAACAAGGCAGAGAAAUUCAGGAUGAUGUUGUGAGAAGUGGGUUUGAAUCCGAUGUUUUUGUUUGCAGUGCUCUUGUGACUAUGUAUGGAAAAUGUGGUUGUUUGCAUGAUGCACGCGAUGUAUUUGACAAAAUGUCUGAAAGACAUGUUGUCGCUUGGAAUGCCAUGAUUGCAGGAUAUGUUCAAAAUGAACAAUGCUGCGAAGCCUUAGAGAUUUUUAGUGAGAUGCAGUUGGCAGGUGGAUUGGCUGAUCCUUUUACAGCGGCUAUCAUUCUCUCAGCAGUUGCUCAGAUGGAAGUUCUGGAACGAACCAAGGAAACCCAUGCUUUUGUAGUUAGAAGAGGAUUUGAAUCGGAUGUAUUUGUAGGGACUGCUCUGGUAGAUGCAUAUGGAAAAUGUGGGAAUGUUGAGAUUGCACGCCAGGUGUUUGACAACAUGCCUCAGCGAAAUCUCAUAUCGUGGAAUGCUAUGAUUGCAGGGUAUGGCCGGAAUGGAAAUCUUUGCGAAGUCUUAGAGCUCUUUAGAAAAUUGGAGGGUUGCAGAAUGAAUCCUAAUUUGGCUACCAUUUCAACCGUACUCUUGGCUUCUUCCCAUGUAGCUGCUCUCAAAUCAGGCAGAGAAAUACAUUCUUAUAUAAGAAAGAGAGGAUUUGAAUCAGAUGUUUCUGUGGGAAGUGCCCUUGUAAGUAUGUAUUCAAAAUGUAGUUGUGUGGAAGAUGCAUACAAAGUGUUUGACAACAUGUCUCUAGGAGAAGUCGCUUUAUGGAAUUCAAUGAUUACAGGAUAUGUCCAGAAUGGAUACUUUGAUGAGGCCUUGAAUCUGUCUACUAAGAUGAAAAAUCUAUGCUUGAAAUUUGAUUCUAUUACUAUAUCUAGUGUUCUGUCUGCAUGUGCCCACUUAGGAGCCUUGUUUCAGGGGAAAGAAAUCCAUAACUACAUAAGAAGAAAUGGGUUUGAAGCCAAUGUUCAUGUUGGGAGUGCCCUUGUAACCAUGUACGCUAAAUGUGACUGUAUAGAGGAGGCACACUACGUGUUUAAUAGCAUUGAUAAAAAAGAUGUAGUCUUGUGGAGUGGCAUUAUUUCGGGGUUUGCACAGUGCAAGCAUCCCAAGAAGGCUUUGAAAUGCUUUCAGGAAAUGGUAUUUACAGGACAAAAACCUGAUUCAGAUACCAUUGCAAGUGUUCUUUCAGCUUGUGCUCAGUCAACAGCUCUGAAACAAGGAAAAGAGAUUCACAACUAUAUUAUCAGAAAUCAAAUUACAUUAGAUGUUUUCGUCGGUAGCGCUCUAGUUGACAUGUAUGCAAAAUGCGGGAUCGUAGAAUUAGCACAGAGGGUGUUCAGCAGCAUGCCUUACAGAAAUGUGGUCUCCUGGAAUGCAAUGAUUGCAGGAUAUUCCCAAAAUGGACAUAUGGAGGAAGCUUGGCAAUGCUUUUGUGAACUGCAACUGACAGAAGGGAAAUGUGACUCGGUAACAAUGGUGGAAAUUCUUCCAGUAUGUACUUUCUUAGCCGCAUUACAGCAGGGUAAAGAGAUUCACGCUUACACAUAUCGAAGGGGAUUCCUUUCAGAUGUUUUUGUCGGUCACGCUCUCAUAGAUAUGUAUGCCAAAUGUGGUAGCAUUAACUAUGCACGCCAGGUGUUUGACAGAAUGCCUCUAACUGAUACAGUUGUAUGGAAUAUCAUGAUAGCAGCAUAUGGAAUGCAUGGGUACGCUCAGGAAGCUCUAACACUCUUUCACCAAAUGCAGCACAGCGGUAUUUUGCCAGAUCAAAUCACAUUCAUCACUAUUCUGUCUUCAUGCAGCCAUGCAGGCCUAGUAGACAAAGGUUAUGAGUAUUUUAAUUGCAUGACUAAAGAUUACCAUCUCCUGCCCAGGAUGGAGCAUUUUGUAUGUAUGGUUGACCUUCUAGGACGUGCAGGAUUCUUGGAUGAUGCAUAUGGCUUUAUACAAAAUAUGGCAUUCAAAGCUGAUGCUGGGGUGUGGGGAGCAUUACUUGGUGCUUGCAGAAUUCAUUGCAACGUAGAGCUGGGAGAAUUAGCAGCAAAACAGCUGUUUGAGUUAGAUCCUGAGCAUACCGGAUAUUAUGUACUUCUAUCUAACAUAUAUUCCCGGGCUGGUAGGUGGGAUGAUGCAGCAAGAUUGAGAAUAAUGAUGAAAGACAAGGGAUUGAAAAAGAGUCCAGGGUGGAGUUGGAUUAAAGCCAAGAAUAAGGUCCAUCUAUUUAUCAUAGGAGACAGAUCACAUCCGGAAUCAGAGAAAAUCUAUGCGAAACUGAAAAGCUUGCAUGAUCAGAUGCGGGAUGCAGGGUAUGUGCCAGACACAAGUUUUGUUUUGCAUAAUGUUGAGGAAUAAAAUCGAAUUGUGCACACUUUCACAAACAAUGGUAAAAAAGCAGGCGAUUGGCUGGUCUUAGUAAUUGAUUCUCAGGUAGACCUAUUGUGAUCACUACACUAAAAUGCAGAGUGUAGUAAGCGAUGUGAACAGAAUCAAUCAUUAUCUAAUAUCAUUUUGGGGAAAUCGGCUGUGCUAAUAUCGAAUCAAUUUCAGUGAGCCAUAUUUCCUGAGGAACAACCUAUCAACGUACACGAAUCUAUCUUUCAUGAGGAUGAAUCAUCCAUUUAUCAUUUAUACAUCUAGGUGGUGUUCAUAAAUGUGAACCACAGAGACUUUGAGGGAGUCACUUAUCCUGGUUCUAAUUGGGCUUAAGCACGCUUAGACAAUAAUGUUACAUAUCAUGCACUUUAGAACACUAAGAAUCAGUCGAUUUAAGAUGGGAUGCUUUCUCGUCAGAAUUAUUGUGGGUGCCAACUUAAACAAAAUAAUGGAUAUUCGAUUUACACAGUAACUAUCACAUAUGAAGUGCUGUGCAUAUUCUUGAGCAGACAGUUUGGAUAUUUUAGCAAACUUGACAACAAUGAUGAGAGGCAGAUUCAAUUUGUCAAUAUGAAACCGAAUUAAACACAAGAAUAUGAAUUCAUGUUCUUUGUAGAAGCAUGUGUGCAGAUCAGAAAAACUGUGUAAUAUAGGAGAGAAUGAAUAUCAGAUGGGGGGAGGAUAUAACUGUCUUGCACCUAAUGUGGAAGAGGAAAGAGAUAAAUUUCUAAAUGUAUUAUCUGCAAGCAAGCAGAGUUAGAAAUUAUUGUACGACUUAGCAAUGCGAGACCAAGUUAGUCUGUAAUAUAGUGGACUACAAAAGCUUGCGAAAAAGGUAACAUAUUUGAUGGUGGACUGCGUUCUUGUGGGAGUUAUUGUGGAUUAUAUCUGUGGGUAGCAUUUUUUAAAUUUACCUCCUAACAAUUACAUAUCAAAUUUCCAAAGCAGGUCUUUUUAGUAAUGUGAGGAUGAAGCAUGUCUGGUCUGCAUUUUUAUUGGAUCAAACUUUUUGGGGUUUUAUUAU
Messenger RNA from Cryptomeria japonica (Japanese cedar), 4013 nucleotides. Its product is annotated as pentatricopeptide repeat-containing protein At5g27110. Gene Ontology annotation, biological process: RNA modification. Gene Ontology annotation, molecular function: RNA binding; protein binding. NCBI's taxonomy places the organism in Eukaryota, Viridiplantae, Streptophyta, Pinopsida, Cupressales, Cupressaceae. Bases 128 to 2968 code for a protein of 946 amino acids. The record is from RefSeq and is a predicted model, not a curated record. The transcript has a single exon.